AUGCGGCGUGGAAGCCAGGAUACCCUGUCGCCUCGUUUGCCUGAACCGAGCGUCGACUCUGCCGAUUAUCAGCCCGAGGUUGAUGUGGAGCGGUUGGCGCAGCACUUUGCGCAGCGCUAUGGGAGUCUGGCGGAGGCACGCAAAGCCCUGGAUCCCGAGGUGGAGCUGAAAUUGGUUGAGUUCGAGCUGGCGCUCAAGAAAUGGGGUGUGAAGGUGGACAACGUCGUUCAUUUCUUUGCCCACAUCGAUGAGGAUUACAGUGGCAGCAUCUCAGUCGAGGAACUCUUGAAUGUGCUGGACUCGCCCUUGGACGAGAUUAAGCGUCGUGAGAAGCUUCGUCAAAGGAAUGAGGUCAAACGAAUCUUUGAGGAGAUGGCUCGCAGCAUUUGUGAGAAGUUUGGCAGCAUCGAGGAAGCUUUCCAGAAGCAUGGCAGCUGGUUGCAUUCGACGAGCUCCUCGCUAUCCCUAGCCCAGUUUGGGAGAUUGGCGAAGCAGCUGGACAUCGAGUUGGAAGCCGCCGUCAUGCAGCGGGUCUUCAACGAAAUCGACGAGGACAAAGAGGGUUCCAUCUCCGUGGAGGAGCUGCAGAAGGCACUUUCCUACCCGAUCGUGCGAUACGUGGUGGUGGAAAUUGCCAGCCUUCUCGAGCAGAAGCACGGGGGUGUUGUGGAGGCUUUUGAGAGCAUCGGAGAGAUCCGCCCCGGCUCAGUUUCAAAGGUUCCACCACCACCUUUGUCGGGUGAUCGGCCACCUGUGCGGCUUGCGGUCCACGAGGGCGUGUCGCAGGAGCACUUUCUAAAGGUGCUGAGGCAGCUGAAGGUCCUGGACAACAUCACGGACAGUGCUGCCACGAUGAUUUGGACCAGCCUCCAGCCGUUCACGAUGCAGGACUUUGUGCAGCGACUUCUGGAAGAACAUCGCCAGGCCGAGGAGGAGAAACAGCGCCACGAGGAGGACCGCGACAGGCGUGAGAAGGAGCGCAAGCGGCGUUUGGCAGAGUCGUUGUGCCUCGAUAGCCGACAGAGAGCGGCCAAGGAAGUAAAUUCCUGGCUCGAUGAAGUUCGCUACCUCGAGGCCACAGUUGCUUCUCCGGUCACCACUCGGUGGGCAGCCCUGGCCCGUGUGGGUGCGUCCAAGACGCAGCUGCGCGACUAUGUUUCUGUGCUCCAGGGUCUCAUCAACUCGAGCAGAGAGGGCGUGGAGGAGCUCAAGCGCAUUUUGGGCAUCGAAGCCGGCCUACCAGGGCCCCCGGCAGCCUCACCGACGCCAUUUGCGGGCGGCAGUACGCCGGGCUUCUUCGGAGGCUCAGACAGCCAGCAGCCUGCACAAAGUGGCGGGGGCACGCCGCUGAGGCCUCUCGGCCCGGCCCCUUCGCCGCAGGGCGGAAGCCUGGAUGAGAACAUGCAGUCUGAACAUCGAACUCGUCUCGCGGAGCGCCUCUGCCAGGCGGCGACGGUGGGCGAUGUCGGGGCCGUGCAAAGGAUCCUCCUCCGCCGGGCCGAUCCCAAUGCUGUGGUCUGGGGCGGGGUCACAGCACUGAUGAGUGCUGCGCGCCACGGCAGGAUUCAGGUUGCUAAACUGCUGCUCUCGAACUCAGCAGAGCCAGCUCGAACCGACAUGCUUGGACGAACGGCCCUGGACCAUGCUCGUUCUCAGCCGGCACGUCAGCGAGAGUGGCUGCGUGGGAGAGGGGUGCUGGCGCGGGCCGAGCUAGAGGGCUCCGCAGAG
Symbiodinium sp. CCMP2456 is the source of this 1728-nucleotide messenger RNA. Lineage: Eukaryota; Dinophyceae; Suessiales; Symbiodiniaceae. The record is from the annotation of a GenBank genome assembly.